Molecule: messenger RNA, 2653 nt
Organism: Rhinolophus ferrumequinum (greater horseshoe bat)
Lineage: Eukaryota; Metazoa; Chordata; Mammalia; Chiroptera; Rhinolophidae
Gene: LIPE
Product: lipase E, hormone sensitive type
Exons: 10
Coding region: 159-2576 (805 amino acids)
Biological process (GO): cholesterol metabolic process; triglyceride catabolic process
Cellular component (GO): cytosol
Molecular function (GO): sterol ester esterase activity; triacylglycerol lipase activity
Source: RefSeq, a predicted model, not a curated record
GGAGUGAGGUACGAAUUGCUUAGGGGGCGGGACCCAAAGAGGAGCAAGCCCAGGAUUGGGUGGUAUGGGGGCCCGGCGGUGGUGUGUAACGAGGAUUGGCCACCGGGGCGGGGCCUGGCGGCUGGAAUUGGUCCUCGCACCGGGACCUAGGAGAAUUAAUGGAGUCAGCCGGGGGAGAGGGCCCCGCCGGGGCCGCUGGGGCCCCGGCCUCGAAGAAGAAUAAAAAGGUGUCCAAGAGCCGUAGCCGCCGGCGGUGGCGAAAAGUCAAGACCAAAGCUUCACGGCUCGUGCACAGCAUGGACCUACACACAAUGACACAGUCACUGGUGACUCUGGCAGAGGACAACAUGGCCUUCUUCUUGAGCCAAGGCCCUGGGGAGACAGCACGGCGGCUGUCGAGCGUCUUUGCGGGAGUUCGGGAGCAGGCCCUGGGGCUGGAGCCUACCCUGGGCCACCUGCUGGGCGUGGCGCACCUAUUUGACCUGGACGCGGAGACGCCAGCCAACGGGUACCGCAGCCUGGUGCACACAGCCCGCUGCUGCCUGGGGCACCUGCUGCACAAGUCGCGCUAUGUGGCCUCCAACCGCCGCAGCAUCUUCUUCCGCGCCAGCCACAACCUGGCGGAACUGGAGGCCUACCUGGCCGCCCUCACACAGCUCCGCGCGCUGGCCUACUACGCCGAGCGCCUGCUGGCCACCAACCAGCCCGGGGCACUCUUCUUCGACGGUGACGAGGGACUCACCACCGAUUUCCUGCGCGAGUACAUCACUCUGCACAAGGGCUGCUUCUACGGCCGCUGCCUGGGCUUCCAGUUCACACCCGCCAUCAGGCCAUUCCUGCAGACCCUCUCCAUCGGGCUGGUAUCCUUCGGGGAGCACUACAAACGCAACGAAACCGGCCUCAGUGUGGCCGCCAGCUCCCUCUUCACCAGCGGCCGCUUUGCGAUCGAUCCAGAGCUGCGUGGGGCCGAGUUUGAGCGUAUCACUCAGAACCUGGACGUGCAGUUCUGGAAAGCCUUCUGGAAUAUCACCGAGAUGGAGGUGCUGUCGUCUCUAGCGAACAUGGUAUCGACCACUGUGAGGGUAAGCCGCCUGCUCAGCCUGCCGCCAGAGGCCUUUGAGAUGCCGCUCAUCACUGACCCCAAGCUCACAGUCACCAUCUCGCCCCCCUUGGCCCACAUGGGCCCUGGGCCGGUCCUCGUCAGGCUCAUCUCCUAUGACCUGCGUGAAGGACAGGACAGUGAGGAGCUCAGCAGCCUGGUGAAGUCUGAGGGUCCGAGGAGCUUGGACCUGCGGCCUCGGCCGCAGCCAGCACCCCGCUCACGGUCCCUCAUCGUUCACAUCCAUGGUGGUGGCUUCGUGGCCCAGACCUCCAAGUCCCAUGAGCCCUACCUCAAGACCUGGGCCCAGGAGCUGGGCGUCCCCAUCCUGUCCAUCGACUACUCCCUGGCCCCCGAGGCCCCCUUCCCCCGAGCUCUGGAGGAGUGCUUCUACGCCUACUGCUGGGCCGUGACGCACUGCACCCUCCUCGGCUCAACGGGCGAGCGGAUAUGCCUCGCGGGAGACAGCGCAGGCGGGAACCUCUGCUUCACCGUCUCCCUUCGGGCAGCAGCCUAUGGGGUGCGGGUGCCAGAUGGCAUCAUGGCAGCCUACCCGGCCACAAUGCUGCAGUCCACUGCCUCUCCCUCCCGCCUUCUGAGCCUCAUGGACCCCCUGCUGCCCCUCAGCGUGCUCUGCAAGUGCGUCAGUGCCUAUGCUGGUGGGGAGACAGAGGACCACUCUGACUCCAACCAGAAGGCGCUGGGCUUGAUGGGGCUGGUGCAGCGGGACACAGCUCUGCUCUUCCGGGACCUCCGCCUGAGUGCCUCCUCGUGGCUCAACUCCUUCCUGGAGCUGACGCACAAGUCCCAUCCGAAAUCAGUGCCCAUGGCAGAGCCAAUGCGGCGCAGCGUGUCUGAAGCAGCGCUGGCCCAGCCAGAGGACCCACGGGGCACAGACCCCCUCAAGAGCCUGACACUGCAUGCCCUGAACCUCAGGGGCAGCAGCGAGACAUCGGGCACCUCCGAGCUGUCACUGUCAGCCGAGACACUUGGUCCCUCCACGCCCUCAGACGUCAACUUCUUACUCGGGCCUGAGGGUGCCCAGGAAGAGGUUGAGGCCCGAGAUGAGCUGAACAGCAAAAACAGAGGCCACGGCAUUACUGCCGCAUUCCCUGAGGGCUUCCGCCCCAGGCGCUCCAGCCAGGGCCCCACGCGGAUGCCCCUGUACUCAUCGCCCAUCGCCAAGAACCCCUUCAUGUCACCACUGCUGGCACCUGACAGCAUGCUGCAGAACCUGCCACCAGUGCACAUUGUGGCCUGCGCGCUGGACCCAAUACUGGACGACUCGGUCAUGUUCGCACGACGGCUCCGCAACCUAGGCAAGUCCGUGACGUUGCGCGUGGUGGAGGACCUGCCGCACGGCUUCCUGAGCCUGGCGUCGCUGUGCCAGGAGACGCGGCAGGCAGCGGCGCUGUGCGUGGAGCGCAUCCGCCUGGUCCUCUCUCCGCCUGGGCCCGCCCCGCCGAGGCCGGUCUGAGCUGCCCCGGGGGAGCCGGGCUGCGUGGGGACGUGGGGGCUGUGGGGGACGAGACUAAAGGCCUCUUGUUCCCAUCA